AUGGCGGAGUUCCGGGCGCUGGGGCUGGCGCCGUGGUUGGCGGAGCAGGCGCGGCAGGUGGGGCUGAGCCGGCCCACGCCCGUGCAGGCCGCCUGCAUCCCGGCCGUGCUGCAGGGUCGCGACUGCCUGGGCUGCGCCAAGACGGGCAGCGGGAAGACGGCGGCCUUCGUGCUGCCCGUGCUGCAGGUGCUCUCCGAGGACCCCUACGGCAUCUUCUGCCUGGUGCUGACACCCACCAGGGAGCUGGCGUACCAGAUCGCCGAGCAGUUCCGUGUCCUGGGGAAGCCGCUCGGCCUGAAGGACUGCGUGGUGGUGGGCGGCCUGGACAUGGUGGCGCAGGCGCUGGAGCUCUCCCGUAAACCCCACGUUGUCAUCGCUACGCCCGGCAGGCUGGCAGAUCACCUCCGCAGUUCCAACACUUUCAGCCUUAAAAAACUAAAGUUCUUGGUUUUGGAUGAAGCCGACCGGUUGUUGGAGCAGGGCUGUGCUGAUUUCACCGCGGACCUGGAGGUGAUUCUGGAGGCUGUUCCGGCACGCAGACAAACGUUGCUGUUCAGCGCCACGCUGACCGAUACGCUGAACGAGCUGAAGAGCCUGGCCGCGAACAGACCGUUCUUCUGGGAGGCUGUGUCCGAGGUGCGGACAGUGGAUGAAUUGGACCAGCGCUACUUGCUUGUACCCGAAGCAGUCAAGGACGCGUACCUUGUCCAUUUAAUCCAGACCUUCCAGGACGAGCAUGAAGACUGGUCUAUUAUUAUCUUUACUAAAACCUGCAAGGACUGCCAGGUCUUGAACAUGAUGCUUAGGAAAUACAACUUUCCUUCUAUAGCUCUGCAUUCCAUGAUGAAACAGCGGCAACGAUUUGCAGCUUUAGCAAAGUUCAAGUCCAGCAUCUUUAAGAUUCUCAUUGCCACUGAUGUUGCUGCUAGAGGUUUGGACAUUCCUACAGUACAAGUUGUCAUCAAUCACAACACUCCCGGCCUGCCGAAAAUCUACAUUCACCGGGUUGGCCGGACAGCCCGUGCAGGUCGGAAAGGAAUAGCUAUUACACUGGUGACGCAGUACGACAUCCAUCUCGUACAUGCUAUUGAGGAGGAAAUCAAACUGAAGCUGAAGGAGUUCUCUGUGGAGGAGCGGUUUGUGCUUGACAUCCUCACCCAAGUGAACGUCACCAGGAGGGAAUGUGAAAUAGAACUGGAGGGAAUGGAUUUUGAUGAGAAGAAAGAAAUAAAUAAGCGGAAACAAAUGAUCCUUGAAGGGAAGGAUCCAGAUCUGGAGGCAAAAAGGAAGGCAGAGCUAGCCAAGAUCAAGAAGAAAAACAAGCAAUGCCGUGAGAAGGUCCAGCAGACGCUGCAGAAGAAAAAGCAACUGCAGCUGAAGAGGAAACUGCAGAAGAAGAUGGAGCGGCGGAACAAACUGCAUGCUAAGGAAGAAAAAUAACAUCCUUUGGCCUGACUUGCUUGGCUCAGACUGCCCUGAUGUUGCUGCUGCUGUGGGAAUACUGGGAUCUAACACGUUUUAAUGUGGACGCUUCUGACCUGAAAUCAGUGUCGGAGACUAUGGGGAAGGUGGGUGAGGGGAGAAGGGACACUUUGAUAAACCGUCUCCGUUAUUUUUCCUUCCUGCACAAUGCUGCUGGCUUGGGCCAUUCCUGGCAGGCUGGAUCAGUCUCCUGGAAGAAUGUCUUUCAAGAGCAUGUUUCCUUCCUCCAGCAAAGGAGAGGCCAGACCUGAAUUCUUGGUGACGUGAAGGGAAAUGAAGAUCCUCUCUGUCUUCCCCCUUCAUUCAGUCAUUGCUCUUUCCCUUUCAAGGGCUGCUGCUUGCCACUCACACUUGUUUAUAUCAACAGAUUCUCCCCUGAGCCAGAGUCUAAAAAUAGGGUGACAAAACGAGCUCAGCCCCUAUCUGUGCCAUAGCCCAGAGUUUUCUGAGAGGAAAAUUCCUGGAACACGUGGGGAGGUUGUGUUGUGUGGCUGGUCCUGGGGUGGUCUUGGGAUAAUUCUGCUUUAUACAUUUAAGUGAUGCUCUUGCCCGCGAUUGUCUGCAUUGGCUCAGACUCCAGCCCUGGGCUGCUGUCCAUAGGGAUAGCAGAGUCAUGGUUUGGAGACCAGGGCUGCUGGGGACUCUGUUUUCCCAGAUGAUCAGUCAGUUCAGAGACCAUUUCUGGCACAGAAGAAGAGCCCCAGGAGUAGGAUUGCCUUGUUUCUUGUACCACCCAAGAGUAACGAGAGUGGUUUAUAUUUGGGUCUGCUCUAUAGGUUCCUGGGCCUCCCCGUGUGGAUUUGCAUCCUGUGUGUUUGGAACAGGAGGUUGGUUAGGCUGGAGGGGGCUGAGCUCUCCGAAGAAACGGUUGUGUUUCCCUAUGGAGACAGAACUUAAAAUUCUAGAGUAGCUCAGGCCAGAGUUCGGCCAGCUCUGUUCUGAUGUCAGGUUUGAUCCUCAGUGCCUUCUUUAAUGUUCAGAGCUUUCUAUGACUUGAGACUGAAGAUCUGUUAUUUCUGUCCUCUGGCUUACAAAAAUAGUUUCUAUGGUCAGUGCCCAAAUAAAUAUUUAUUGCAACAAGUGA
This is a messenger RNA of Gymnogyps californianus (California condor), 2566 nucleotides long. It is a transcript of the gene DDX49, whose product is annotated as DEAD-box helicase 49. NCBI's taxonomy places the organism in Eukaryota, Metazoa, Chordata, Aves, Accipitriformes, Cathartidae. The transcript has 13 exons. The coding region runs from base 1 to 1440 and encodes 479 amino acids. Gene Ontology annotation, molecular function: RNA helicase activity; ATP binding; nucleic acid binding. The record is from RefSeq and is a predicted model, not a curated record.